GAGCGGCAAGUCGGGAAUCGCUUCCGGUGCGAGGGGUCGCGAGGGGUUCCCUGUCUGAGAGGCUUCUUCUCUCCCCAGUGAGGUCCCUCUUGGCGCCUGCGAGUGGCCGCUUGAGGAUGGAUGAGGACGGGCUGCCCCUCGUAGGCUCCGGCAUCGACCUGACCAAGGUACAGGCGGCGCCAGGUUGCUGGCGUUGCUCCCUGAGGCCGGCGCCAGGUCCCCAGGGAGCGAAGGAGGCAACUUCCCCCUGUGGGAUUCUCCCCCCAUCCCCCCCCCCAUCAUCUCUUAAAAAGAGAAGCUGACAAGCUCUGUGAAUCGAGGCUGCUGCUUUUGCCCUUGCAGGGCUCCUCCUGGACCUCUGGCAGGCAGAAGUUCGCCAGGAGAAGCCGCGCUCCUUCGCCUGUGGUGUCGUGUUUUUAUUAAAGAUGCAGAAACUAUGCGGGUGGGGAGGUGGGAGCGCGGGUAGGGCAACCUCUAAGGAAGCACAAGUGUAUGGAGGCUGAGGGUUAGAGAAGAGGGCGGUUGCGAGGAACUGGGGGGCGGAGGGUGUCCUCACGGGAGUCAAAAGUGGCUUAGCUUCCUCUGCCAUUUGUCUCCUCUGGGAACCAGUUAAGUGAAUAAACAAUACACGCUGGGCCUCCUUCGUGGAAGUUACAAGAGGCUUGCAUAGCAAACUUGUAUUCUGUGCCCUUAUACGCCAGUUUGUUAACAGGUAGUAGCAACCACUGGUCAUCUGACCCCCCUGAGUAGACAAGUCUUGAAGGUUUCCAAAACAUCUUGAACAAAGAGCAUUUUUUAGCCCUUGAUCAUCAAGCAUCCCUCUGAAUUGGUUGUUUGCUCUUCCAUGCCCUACUUUCCUCCAUCAAUAAUACAGUGGUGCCUCGCAAGACGAAAUUAAUUCGUUCCGCGAGUUUUUUCGUCUUGCGGUUUUUUUCGUCUUGCGAAGCACGGUGUCGGGAAAGUUUUGGAAAAGCUUCAAAAAUCACCAAAGUCUUUAAAAACCUCAAAAAAGGCUACCACACCGCGUUCUAUGAGUUGCUCCUCGAAGUCAAGUCGCAACUGUAUUAACGGUGUUAAGAAAAGGAAACAAACUUGCAAGACGUUUCCGUCUUGCGAAGCAAGCCCAUAGGGAAAAUCGUCUUGCGAAGCAGCUCAAAAAACAAAAAAACCUUUCGUCUAUCGAGUUUUUUGUCUUGCGAGGCAUUCGUCUUGCGGGGCACCACUGUAUUGCCUUUUUAAACCAUGUCCAUUUUUUCAUUUUUAACUCAUUUGACCAGGCCUUCCUGCACUGGAGUCAAUUUUGGAGUUGUUGUUGUUUUUCCUGGCUCUGAUUCACUCGUGAGUGCAAUUGUUCUGGAGGAGGCUUGAUAACCCAUGUAGCAUAUUGGAACUUGUUAAGUCCCAAUUCCCCUGGGGAAACUUAAAUAGCUACACUGCAGUACUGAUUUGGAAAAUUAAUUAAUGGGUCUGGAAGGUUGCAGGAACAGCAUGAGCUGAAUUUCUCAAUGUGUGCUUGCAACUCAUCCAACCCUAAUGUAAUGCAAGUUUGAUUCCAUAAAUCAUUGACUUCCAAGCUGUGUUCUGGAAAAUCCAAAGUGUGUUGUUGGACCAGGACCAGGGAGACCCAGGUUAAAAUCCCCACCAGCCAUUAAGUUCCUUGGGUGAUCUUGAGCCAGUCACUCUCUCUCAGUCUAAACGUCAUCACAGUGUUGUUCUGAGGAUGAAAUGGGUGGUGGUGGUUGCAUGCUAUUCUGCAUGCUAAAAUGUAAUAAACCCUUGCCUCAGAUACUACAUGAAAUCAAUAAUGGCAGAUAAAGUUCCCUGGCAGACAGUUUGUCAGAUCUGCCAAUCUUCUUUUGCAGUAUGCCAGUGCUCUGCAUGAACCUGUUGUAUUCCCCUAAAACAGGUCUUGCAUUCUACUACAGCAGACACCCCAGUAGCGCUUCCUUGGCAGAUGACAAGCCAGUGGUUCCUUGAAAGCAGGAAGCUUCAAAAUCACAAGGGAGUAAACUUAGUGAAAUAUAAUCCAAUGACAGUAGCAAGCAGGUAAAAUGGGGAGAACUCUGCAACACUCCAUAAGAAAAUCCACUGUUAGAUUUCUGCUGUGGCAACACAUUGCACUUUGAUCAUGUAUGCAGGAUCCAGUAGUCCCUAGGAUGACGUUUUUCCAUGCCAGACACCAUAGUGGAAGAUGCAUGAUACUUAAAAAAAAGAAAUUCCACACUUACUGGAAAGAUAAAUUCCUUUCUGACUUUCAUAGAUAACUCCUGAAGCAUCUAAUUUAACAUAUCUCCAUGAGCUGUCACUGAAAUAUUUCAUCAUAAAUGCCUGUUGUAAAAAUUUUAUUGGUUGAUUCAUAGAUAAAGCCAUAGCUUGGUGGCUGUUGUGGAUUUGCAGUAGGAUAGCGAUGAUGAUGGAAGUGUUUUUAGGCUAGCCCAUGCCCUCACAAAUGACUAUAAAAAUAAGUUUGUCAGAGAAACGGUUUAAUAUACUUCCAAAAUCCAUCCACUUCCUUUUUCAGAAUGUGAGACUUGCAGCCCCUGCAUAUUCAUACUUACUCAGAAGUAAGUACCACUGAAUUUGAUGGUAUUGGAGAGAGCAGAUAUCUGUCCUGUUUUACAUUUGUAGUCUGUCCCAUUCUUGUAGAUUAGUGUUAAGGAGCCUGUGGCCCUCCAUGUGUUGUUGGACUCGUGUUCCCAUCAUCUCUGACAGCUGGUUAUGAUUGGUGAGGCUGAUGGGAACUGAAGUCUCAACAACAUCUGGAGGUUUUCCAACCCUGUUAUAGAACUCCCACGUUUACAUAUUUGAAUCUGUGACUCAGAUGGAAAACCAUAUGCCCAUCCAGUUUGCAUAUGUUCCAGAACUGGGAAGAACUGCAAGCAUGAUAGAGCACAGGAUUACACUUUUAUGUGACUUGCAUAACUUGAAGCAUUGAUCUGAAAAUAAUAAAUUGGAUUUCAGCAUAUCCAUAGCAAAAGUGCAGCAGAUAUGUGUAUUCAAACACUGGUUAGGGGUGUUGGGAGCAGCUUUGCUCAGUUUUAUCAUCAUAUAGGUUUUGGGUGUUACAGAAUGAGCCUUGCUAUUGUUGUAUUUGUGCUUUGAACAACGCAGGUUCCUGCCAUCCAGCAGAAGAGAACAGUGGCAUUUCUAAACCAGUUUGUGGUUCACACAGUUCAGUUCCUUAACCGAUUUUCCACUGUUUGUGAAGAGGUAAGUAAGUAUACACUGUACUACCUUGGGGAAGGGGGUGGGUGCAUGUUGCAGACAGGAUUUGCAUUGUUGGCUAAUAGUCUGCUGCGUGGUGCACAAGCCCAUUCCCUCUGACGAAUUUUGUAAGACAUGGUUAAAAUACAGGGUUCAUUACUGCUAACUUUCCUAAAGAGAUGAUGCUUUGAAAGUUCAGUAACUCUUCCUCUUCAAGGAGGAAAAAGACACUGGCUGGAAAGUACAUGGGGUCCUUUAGCUUUUUAGGGUCUGACAUGGUGCAGUAGAUAGCACCAAGCAUGGCUGUCAGAGGCCCACAUUCAAAUAAGGAGCAUAGGAAGCUGACUCAGGUCAGACGAGCCUUCGAGCUCAGUAUUUUCCACUUUGAUUGGCAGCCUUUCCCAUCGCCUGCUACCUGCUUCUUCUAAGCAGAGAUGCCAUGACAUGUUAUCUGCCACACAGCUAUAGUCUCCUUGUUCUGCUGCGAAGCUCACUGGAAGGUCUUAAAUCCCUAAAUCAUUCUGGGUUGUUGUGUUUGUGUGUGUGUGUGUGUGUGUGCUUGUUUUUUGUUUGUUUAAUACAAAGUAUCCCAGACAGUUCAUAAUGUAAUAAAAAUUAAAACAGUACAUAAUUAUUCAUGUUCUAUAGAUGUUUAUGGAUUGAUUUUAUUGUAUAUGCUGUAAGCUACCUUGAUAUAUUUCCCAAAAGUGCAGAUUAUGUACUUCAAAUAAAUAAGUAAAUAAAUAAAUAAGUGUCAUAAAAACAUCAACAAUCAGAUAAAUAAUUAAAAAGGGACCUCUGGAGAAAGGCUCAGACCAGGCGGACUUCCCUCUUCAGGGCAUUGCAUUGCCCAGGCACCACUCUAGAAAAGACUUACCCCUUGUGGCCAUCUGGCAUUCUUCGUAUGGCUGGGCCUCCACAUGAACAAGCCACAGUGGCUAUGUAGAACCUCCACCACUGGAGACUAUGCCUCUGAAGGCCAGUUGCUGGGAAUCCCAAGUGGGGAGAGUGCUCAGUUGUGCUCAUGUCCUGCUUGCAAGCUUCCCAUAUGCAUUUGGUUUGCCACUGUGAGAAAAAGAUCCUGGACUGCACAGGCCCUUAAUCUUCUCCAGCAGGCUCUUCGUAUGUUCAAAGGUCAGACAGAAUCAGAGGUAGAGGUGAUUCUUCAGAUCCACUUUGUCACAGCCUGGUGCCCUCCAGAUGUUUUGGACCACAACUCCUUUCAUCUCUGACCAGUGGGCAUGUCGUCCGGGGCCAAUAGGAGUUUGAAUCCAACAACAUCUGGAGGGUACCCUCUUGGGGAAGGCUACUUUAGAUCCUAGGGUCCCUGGAUCUAUCCACCUACUAGGGCAAUUGUGUUGAUGAGAGAAGGAUAGGAAAGUGUUCCGUACACUGAUAAAUGCCAGAAGAAUCCUAUUGUAUAGAAAUCAGCUUCCAGUGUUCCAUCCACAUCAACAAGAAAUGGAACUUGUGGUGGGGCUUUGCAGAUAGCAGCAAAAUUCAUUGUCAGUAAUUGGGGUCCUAGGGCGUAUCCAGGGUCCCCGACCAGGUUUAGCCUUUCCCAUUGCUUUAUCUUCCAUAAGUGAGUGUUUGCUAUUCACCCAUGUGGGGUAAAGUGAAGCAAUGUCAUUGAUGACACUGUUGGGUUUGAAGGUAAACUUGCCCUUGCACUGUGUGGCCUUGACAUCGCUGAUGGUGGAACAGGGAAGGGGCACCAUCGGUCUCUGUGCAUGCUGCAGCUUGCAGAAGUCCUUUCAGUAUGCAAGCCCUCCUUCAUGCACCAUUAUUUAUUUGUAUUUUCAUAAAAUAUUUCCAGGCUGGCCUUUGCAAGCAAUCAGUAUUGGUUGGCGCCAAUAGGCUUUGCAGACUUACUUGCAUUGCUACAUUUAAAUUUUAAGUCCUAUCACCUUCCUUCAACUUCAUCUAAAAAGGCACCAUCAUAAGGUUUUCUGAUAUAUAAAUGACUUCAGAUAAAUUGACUUUGAACAGCUAAAAACCAGAUGGCUAGUUCUUUUUCUUUCUUUUUUAUCCCAAAGUCUUGACAGCCCUAAAUGCUUGUGUGUGGUCAUUUUUUAAAAAUGACAUCCAUUCCAAAGAACAAAGAGGCAUCUAUAAAGAAAGAGAUGGAGACCAAAAAGGAAAAACAAAACCCCAAGCUCAUCAACAUCUGUGCUUCUUUGUCUCUAUUAUGUUGGCUGGUUGGCAUAUUUCUCAGGGUGUUAAAGAUUUUGGCUCUAAGAGCCCAGCAAAAAGUUACUACCGUGCCAGGAGGCAGGGAGAAAAAUGCUACAGAUCUGCCAGCCAACACACUAGCCAAGGGUACAACACAGGCUGGUUGCAUAUGGCAGCAAUUAGUUCAAGCUGCCAUAUCAGUUCUUAAGGUUUGUGCUUUUUUGCAAAUCAUCUUGCAUUUUAAAAUAAGUCUUGUAUAGCUUUUGGAGUAUUGUGUCAGUUCACCUGACCUUUUAUCAGAUUUAUUCCACCACUUCCAAAUUGGAUUACUAUUUACGAGUAGGUCUGAAUGCUUUACUUGCAAGAUGGGUUUGUAAUACUAAUUGCUCAGGUUUCACUUGUUUUGAUGUGGAGGAGGUAGGUUAGGCUAUUUUGAUUGUGGCAUGUCAUGGGAUUGUAAUAUAGCAUUCCCCAUCUAAAGAUGAGCAGUAACUUUUGUUUAUUAAAUUGUUUCACUCUUAUUCUACCCUUUUGCAAAAACUAUAUGGGGAGGUUUGUAGCAUUUCCCUCUCCCAGUAGGCAGGUUUAUUUAAAGGAGUAAUUGUUCUGUUUACAACUUUCACAUAGCCUUUCAUCCCCAAACCUUUGAAAUCAGUAGAGAUACACACAACAAUCUAUAUCUGGUCUGAGUAAAAUUCACGUGUUCAUUUAUAGUCUGGUCCAUUUCCUCAUUAAUCUGCAAUUUUUUAUAAAAACAAUCUGUACAAAAAUUCUUCUAUAUGCCAGGAUUCAGCAUUCUCUGACCGCCAGUGCAAGGGCUAUUGCGCUACUGUAGCAAUGAAAAUAAAGGGUGGGCAAUACCAAGUGCAGUGCAACAAUUGUGCUAGCGGGAGCUUGUUGUGCAGCAGUUUGUUCAACAGGAAAUAUCGGUACUACAGCAGCAAUCUGUUGCACAAUCAGCAAAGAGAAUCACAGCCGUUUCCUGUACUUUCUCUUGGUUGAGCCAUUCUUCUGGCACAAGUACACCACUAAGCAGUUUUAAAUCAGUGCGACAUUGAAUUACUCUCACAAUCACAAUACAUUUCUGAACCUACUUUACCAUAAAAUGCAUAUUUGUUUAAAUAUUUUGAUACCUUUUGUGGUGAGAACUUUAUUGCAAAAUUUUGAGAACUGCAAAAUCCAAAGGAUAAUUUCAUUGUGAUCCACGUAUUUGUUCUAGAGGUGUGAAUUAGGUUAGUUCACUUUAAAAACUAACCAGUUCUGUAUCCUAUUGUGCAGCCCUUAACACAUGACUCUUCAGGGUGCCCAGUUUUAUCUUGUUCCUAUUCAAGGGUUUAAGAUUCAUUUUACACAAUACUAUUACGUAAUAAUUUGAAAUAAAGCCUAUAUAGCAGGCUCGUUCAUAGAUACUUUAUUAAUUUUCUGUGCAAAGUAAAAAUUGCUUCCAGGCAGCCAAUGACAGAUUUUUUUAAAAAAAGUUGUCUUUUUUAGGCCACAGGUGACAAUCAGCUAUUUUGGGGCAGAUGGGCUGUUAAAUAUUUUUGAGAGCUUGCAACUAUUUACCAGGCUUCACUGUUGUAUAUGUACCAAUUCUGGUAGCAAUGAAUUUUACAGCCUAAUGUUAUAAUCAGCGGUUGAUCAUGAGGUAUUUUAGACCACCAGUGUGACCAGGCUUACAGGAUCAUCGUAUAAUGUGCCACAUAUUAUCCUCCGAAAGAGUGAGGCAAUAAGUAUUUUUGGGGAGGAAUGCUAAGUAUUCCUGAGCAGGGAGGGCAGAGGAGAGAAUUGCCAGUGAGUAAAAGUAUGGAGUAAUAUAUUUCACUUCCAUCUUUCCCAGAAAUUGUCAGCACUUUCCCUCCGUAUUCAGCAGAUUGAAACUACACUGAACAUCUUGGAUGCAAAGGUUUGUGCAUGAUAUCUCUCUUCUUGCUUGUUGUAGUCUUGAGCACAAAUUAAGGGACUUGCCUGUAUAAGUCCUAAAGUCCCGUUUUUAUCUGAGCUACAUUCGUCUUCAGGCAGAACUGAGUAUAUUUUUUCAGAAUGUCAGAAUGUAAAUGGAAACAGAUGGCAAAUGGAUAUCUGUGAUAAGGCAAAGAGGAGGUGAAGUUGCUGGGUGCAGGCAGGGCCCGCCUGAUAAACACUUCACCCCCGUGCUGGCCAGAAUUUUGUGACAUGUUCGUUUGUCCUAAUUAAGGUAUUGCCUAUUAGUGGAUUUUGAGGCCUUGGUGAAAAAUAGCAUGUACUGGAUGCUGACUAAACAGCUACAAGUUUUAUAUUCUCAAUAUUAAAAUGUUGUCUACUGUUCUUGGUGUUCCCAUCUUCAGUUGUCUUCUAUACCUGGGCUAGAAGACGUCAAGUUUGAAGUAUCCAGCACCAGUGUCAACAGCGUUACGAAUGGCCCUGUCCCACAAGUCUCAAUAGAUCCACAGUCAACAAAUGUAUCUCCUCAGCUGGAGGUAAAAGAUUGAGUUCUUCCUGACUUGUUUUUCCCCCGUUUCUAGUUAGCCUUUCUAAAGCAAGCAAUGACUUUGUUCACAUGUGAUUUGCUUUGCUUCCCGCAGACCACAGUCUGUAGUCAGGGUUUGUUCUUGGCUUACUGAUUGUGGUUUGUUGGAUCUGUGGUUUGGACAUAAUUCAUAGCCAGGGAUUGUGGUUUGUUUCAUCCAUGCGCCAGAGAGGAGGAGCAAAACAGUCCCAAUCUGUGUGCUUGUGCUAAACCUAACCAUGGUUUACCAUGAUAUGUGAACUGAGUCAAUGUCUGCACAUGUUUAAAGAUUGGCACAUAAUGUUUUCUCUUUAUAGCAGAGCACCGGUCAUGAGAUGGGGCAACAGAAGACGGAAGGAGCCACAGAAAAUAUCAUCACAGUAGCAAAGGAUCCCCGCUAUGCAAGAUAUCUCAAAAUGGUUCAAGUGGUAAGACAGUUGUUCAUCAGGCUUCAUCAGACACCAAAUUUGUGUGUAUUCUGUAUCAAGCAGCCUUCAAAGUUAGCCCUUCUGGCUGUCCACUCUAACUUCUUUUUAACUAACACUCUUACUUUUGAUAAACUCCCUCUUCUGAAAGGGUAUGUGAUUCUGUUGGAAUUGGUGGUGGUGGUGGCUGUUGUCAAUCAGUUCAGAACUCUAUUUCUCGCCUGAUGUAGACCCUACUUACAAUCAUUUGUUGUAUUUAUUAAUGUCUCUUUAUCGUGAUCUGAAUGUGCGUUUGCUCUUUCAGUGUGAUGACAAUUCAAAUCAUCUAUAACUAAUGGCUUUCCAUCUCUGAACUUCCCCUUUUAAUGUGUUUAGAGACCUCUGCAGCAGUUUCCGUGUUUGAUGGCUCUGCGCCAGGCUUGAUGGGAACAAUAUGUGUGAAAAGCCACUCAAGGAUCAGUUUUGUUCCUUUUAGUUUGUUUCCACUGAUGUCCAGCCAAACCAGUUAAAUUGCUCAACAUGUGAUGGACCUUUGCAUCUAGAACAUGCUUGCAAAUGAGCUCUUUGUAAGCAGGCCCUGGCUUCUUUCCAUUCUGAUUGAGCCUCCAAGCCAAUUGUCUCAUUAGCAUUUCCUAACCUCCUGUUGAUGAAAGGAAUAGGAACAGUAGUCACUUUACUCUGAAUUAAACAGUAGUAAUAGAAAAGAAAAUUAUGUGCCCAGAAAAUUGCAGGUGAGCAGGCUGCUAUUGUCCUUGUGUCUUGCUUGUGGGCUUCGAAAAAGCAUUUGUUGGCCGCUGUGAGAACAGGAUGCUGGACUAGGUGGCCCACAGACCUGCUUCAGUAGGCUCUUCUUCUGUUCUUAAUAAAAAUUAUGUGAAAAGGCAAGACUACGCCAUUCACAUUUUGUUUCUAGAAAUAAGAGACAAAGGUAUUCCGAAUUUCUAUGGAUUAACGAAAGCAGGAGCGAAUGAUUCUCUGUGAGAGUCCAAAGCCAUUCAGUAUUCUUAUUCCACAAAAGUGUUUAGUGGGACAAGGGAGAGGCACAUGCCCAUAUUUUCCUUAGCUGGAGCAUAACAUGGAAAUAACUCUUCACACAUUUUCCUAAGAGAUGCUUUUUAGCCAUGGCACCAUGCAAUUGGUCUUAUUUUAACCAGCUAUUGGCAAACUUGCCCCCCCACCUCCAUCUUUGGACCACGCUGUGCAGCCUUCCUGAAAUUAAAAUGGAACUAAUGGCUUGAUUUCCUUGCUUGUGCCCAACGGUUGCUGUUGAGUCAGGCUUCAAUACAAAGCGUUCAGAUUCAGUAUAGUUGUUAGGAUAUUCCACCAGACCUCUUUUGCUGGCCUGAACAUUUUCCUGUGAAUUGGGAGUGGCAAACUGGCAUUGUGUGGCUAGAUAAUUACCAGUGCACUUGGAAAGACUGAUGUGGUGGCUGGAAGGAGAGUGUUUGGCUGAUGGUUCACUCUAAUGUCCUUUUUUUGGUGAUGGGAUUUGUGCUGGGGGUGGGUGGGGAAGACAACUUUCUGCCCCCCCCCCUUUUAGAAUCUUAACCACAUUAUUUGAAAUCUACCCUUCUUCUGUAGAAAGACUUCUUCUAUAUAUGCCCCCUCCUCUUAGGUAUAGCAUAUGAAUGAGAUGUUGGGCUGUUGAGGAACACAGUAGUUUUAUGUAUAUGUUACAGAUGCAUCAGGAAGCACAGCUUUACCCAAGCACAGUGGUACCUUGGGUUACAUACGCUUUAGGUUACAUAUGCUUCAGGUUACAGACUCUGCUAACCCAGAAAUAUUACCUCGGGUUAAGAACUUUGCUUCAGGAUGAGAACAGAAAUCGUGCUCCGGCGGCGAGGCAGCAGCAGGAGGCCCCAUUAGCUAAAGUGGUGCUUCAGGUUAAGAACAGUUUCAGGUUAAAAACAGACCUCCAGAACGAAUUAAGUACUUAACCCGAGAUACCACUGUAAAGCUACACAUGAAUUUUGGAGCUACAAAAAAGUGAGGAAAGCAGACAUGCACAUGGUUUGUAUUUCUUCUUUAGGAACAUAUAAUAAGUGCUUUAUAUGAGAUCAGGUUACCUGCAUGAAGUAAGAAAAGUGGGCAGAGAUUAGUUUUUCUCCCUCUCAUAAUACUAGAAUCCAUGGCCAACCAGUGAGAAGCUGAACGUUGGAAGAUUCAAGACCGACAAAAGAAAGGAUGUCUUCAGACAGAACAGAGUUAUGCAGUAUAAUUUGCUCUCAUGGGAUGCAGUGAUGGCCACCAACUUGGAAUAGUUUUUAAAGUGGAUUAGACAAAUUCCCGGAGGAUAAAGUGAUCAUUGGCUACUACCCAUGAUGACUGUCUGCUAUUUCUAGUGUCAAAGGUUGCUGGGAAUCAGAAAGUGGACGAGUUCUGUCACGCUUCGUCUCUGCUUCUAGGCUUCUCAUAGGCUUCUGGUUGGCCACUGCAAGAACAGGAUGCUGGACUAGCUGGACCUUUGGUGUGAGCCAGCAGGGCUCUUACAUUAUUUUCUGGCCCAGUAUUAUCUACUUCAGCUGGCUCAGGCUUUUCACUUCAUCUGCUGCCUGGUUGUUUGUUGUUUGUUUGUGAUAUAAGGGACUGGACCUGGGACAUUCCACAUCCCAACUUGUGAGUUCUGACAUUGAGCUAAGGCUCCUCCCUUCCUUUGUGAGAUCCAAAUGUCUUCCAAGUGAGCUUUCUUAGUUUCAUCUUCUGAAGCUACAGGAGGGUUGGGAAAACCAGUGAUGUGAGUUACUCACAGUUCAGCUUUUCUUGCUUUUUUUGUAAUGUUUGAAACAGUAUUCUGUUCAAAGCUGAGGGUGCUAGUGUUGGGAUACUGCCAGGGAGACAAAGUCCAUCAUGACUCCACGUCACCUCCGGACGUCCAUCGAUCUCCCGUAGACACGCAGUAUCAGCAAUUAGCGACACGAGCUCCAGAAAUAGCUUGCCACAUUCCAGAGCUGAUGCACGCUCUAUCAGCAGAAUUCACACAGCGAAAGAUGCACGCAGGAGAGCAUUAUUUACAAGUUUAUUCAGCGUUGGUCAGAACAAAGAAAACAUGACUGCCUGCUUCGGUGUCUCAGGCACAGAGAGAGAAACAAAAGCUAUAGACAAAACAUAAACUUCCUGUGAACAGGAAAUACACAGACUCUGUGACUCACAAAGCCUGCUCCCUUUUAAGGUGAAACGGAAAUAUCCUAACAGCUAGUUCUCAUGCCAGCCAUGUCAGUGACACCCUCUAUGUAUCCUCCAUAUAGACAGCACUGUCAAGAGGUGGUAGAGGAGCAAGCUAAUUUUGGGCUGGCUUGAACAGAAAUUUCUUUGUGGGAAAGUGGCAAAAAAGUCUAACAAACAUGGACCAGCAGAACUUUGUUUUUUCCUUUCUCCUCCUGUGAAGGGGCUGCAUUUUAAUGUUUUAAUGUUGUAUUUUAAUCUUGUUUUUAAGUUGCAUUUUAAUCAACUUGUUUUUAUUAUUGGUUUUUAGCCGCCCUGAGCCCGGUCUUGGCUGGGGAGGGCAGGGUAUAAAUAAAAUUUAUUUAUUUAUUUAUUUAUUUAUUUAUUUAUUUUUGGUGGCCCCAAAUCCAAGUUAGUUAGGCGUAGUUAAGCCAAUGCAUCUGAUUCUGUGUUGGAAUGUAGCCUUAUAACAUAGCUGUGAGAUUUAAGGGCAGCUUCUUCCACCCCCGUAGAGCUUGAGUUUAGGCUUCUUGUAUGCAAGUUAGGAGCUGCAGGUAAACCACUAUGGAGAUGAAUAUAUCCUGACCUGGUAGCCUAGGAAUUGGGACAACCCAGCUAUAAAGAUUGAAGCAAUAUCAAUGAUGGCAAAAAUCCAUGAGAAGCAAAUUGCUUCAGUGGGUGUAACGGGUUCAAAUGUUUGGUGGAAACAUCAGAAAACAAAGAGAAUAAAAAUUGUAGCAGUAAGCAAGCCAGUUCUGACCCUUAAGACAGAUAAGCUUUCUCUUAAAUUGCGAGGAAACAUUGAUUCUCAAGUUAAAGGUGGGUCUGGAAGUAAAUGAUCUUCCAUUUGGGACAACUACUCCACCUGUUUCAUAAAACCCUAAGCUGACUGUUUAUAGGCCUCCAGGAUAUGAUCUUAAAUUCCUUUCGCAUUAGUUAUGUAAUACAGCUUGUGUUUUUUAUUUGAUUAUAAAUCAUUUUAGUGCUGUAUGUAUGUUAGAUAAAGUUUUUGGCAAGUAAAAAACCUCUACUGCAUCAAAGCAUAGGUAUGUAGGUGUGGGUCUCAUCUUCUCAAUUUCUUACUUCAUAUUUCCCAUGACACUUUCUGGGGUUGAAUCUUAGGUGAUAAACUUUCAAUUCUUCUCUUCCCCCCUCCCCAUGCCAGUCCAGCAAUUAUUAAAAGCUCUGAAAUGGAAAGAAAAUAUUGGGGGAGGGGUGUAGCUCAGUUGCUUUGCAUGCAGAAGGUCACAGGUUCAAUUCCUGCUAUCUCUAGGAAGGAAUGGGAACGUUUCCUGCAUGAAACCAUAGGGAGCUGCUACCAGUCAGUGCAGGCAAUACCAGACUAUAUACACAAAUGGUUUGGCUCAAUAUAAGGAAGCUUCUUAUGUUCCUAUGACACUUGCAAGGUGACAUAAACCAGGGUAUGAUCUAUCCGGCAUACAGUUUGAUGGAGACCUCUGAAACAGAGAGCUUUAUGUAAGAUGGUUCCCCUCUACUACAAUCUUGCAUAGCUUUUUCAGCUGCAGUUCUUACAUACUAUUCUGUUUCCUGGCUAACAGUUGUUUGCUAUUUCUUCCAUUGGCCUUUUUUCAUAUUUAUAAUAAUUGUUCCCAUUGUAAGAUACAAAACGUUCUGGAUAACAGAAUCCUCAACACGUCCCGCCCCCUCAAAAAAAAAUCUAGCUUCCAUACUUUGGAUUACAUUUUCCAUAUGGCAUAUGGUAAGUCCCAGUUAUAAAAGAUCUGUAUGACUCCUGGUGAUUACAGUUCUGUAGAUCCCCACUAUUAAACUGCUGAGUUUAAUUGUUUUUAUUGGAGAUAGCCAGUUUAUAUAAAGGUGGGGGGAAGCCCCAAAUACAGAUGCACACAGGAAAAUAUUAAUCACCGAAUUACCAUCACUAUUGCUCUGCCAGCCUUAACCACUCUCUCCACUUUCAUGUGUGGCGCUAGUACAGACACGCUUCUCUGAAACACCCGCCAUGGCUCCUUUCUCCUUACCUUGGCCAAAGUACAUUUGCUUGAUGCCAAAACCAACCACACACUACUGUUCACUUAGAGUUUGAGGUCUCUCACGUCCUUUUCAGACCUCCAGUAGACCUUGGAACUCAGAAAUUGGACUCUCUUUUUUUUCGUUUUUGACCUUUUGCAUCAAUGAUGGCAAAGCAACAAGUUCUCUUUGAGCCUCAGUGGCAGGAACACAGGAGCCAAUUCUGUUAGAACACCCCUAGCAGAGAGAGUUUGGACUUUCACAAACUGUUCUCUAGGAUCCUACAAGAAAAUAUGAAGGGAAGAUGUUUGAGACUUGGGGAAAUGGACCACAAGCAGUGGGAGAGCUUGCAUUGAAAGGUCAUUUUCAUAUGCAUAGUUGUCUUAAACUUACCUUCGUGCUAGCCCACAUUUAAAUGUUGAUCUUGUGAUGCUAGAUUUGGAGAAGUCUGUGUGAGAAGCCUCCUGUUGUUAUCAAGAAAGUGCUGAGGGGAGCUGCAGGAGAGUAGCAUAGUUACAAAUUGCUAGAUGAAUGAAGCUAUUUUUCUGAGAUUUCACAAAAAUAAAAAUAGCAGUUCAGUUGAUGGAUGGAAUUAACUGCUGGCCCAGCAGGUGGGAAGUCAGUCUGGAGGUGUUAAACAGAAAAAACAUUAAUAAUAAUAAUAAUAAUAAUAGCAACCCAUCCAUUUAUACCCCUCUUUGGGUUACCCCAGCCACAAAAGCUUGGUAGCCUAAUACACCUGUACUUAUGACCUAGGUAGAAGAUGGGUGACAACCUCUACAGCUUCCAGCAACAUUAGCUAAGCAAUUUUAUUGGAAAGGACAGUUUCAUUACGUGUCCUUUUAUAUAAGUGGUUUCCUGUUAGCAGGAUUAUGACGUGAUCCCACCUCUGCAUGUUGUGAUUUUGGAAUCAUAAUGGCUGAUCCCAGUUUCCAGUUGCUGCAAGCAAACUAAUGAGAAGAACUGCACGGGUAGAGAUAUAUCCCGGGCAAAGAAUGGUCACAGAUAUUCAAAAGGUCCAGGACCUGGCCACUUUACUACACAUGCUAGUCCUGUUCUUUACAUCUCAUUUAGCUGGCUACUGGUUAAAGAAGAGGCUGAGAGCAAUGUGCAGAGCUUGAACGUUGGUCUGCCAUCACUGCAUCCAUUUCUUUUUCUCCUUCCUGCAUCCACAUCUUGAUUUCUUUGACUCCAUUGCUGUGAUCACCUUUCCUAACUCCAGCCAUUUUUACACUGAUAACUUGGACUGAUUUUGAGCAUAAUUUAUUUCGUGCCUGGAGUGUACUGCUGACCAUCUCUUGCAUCUUUUUGUGGGGCAAUGGAGAAUUCAAGAAAGAGCCCUGCUGGAUUGGACAGAAUGCCUGUCUCAUUCAGCCUUGGACUCCUGCAGUGGGAAUGGAAGCACAAGACCAGUAGCAUGCUUCCACUCACGGACUUGCCUUCAGAGGCAUGCUGCUUCCAACCUUGGAGGCAAUAUAGCCAUUGUGAUCAGUCCCAAUGUGAUUUGUCUAAUCCCCAUUAAAACUCAUCCAAGGUGAUCGCCAUCACUGCAUCUUGUGGAAGGGAUUCCAUCGUUUAAUUUUGUGUAGUGAAAAGAAAUACUUCCUUUGGUUCAUCCUGAAUCUCCCACCAUUCAGUUUCAUUGAAUGACUGAGUUCUAGUAUUAUUGGGGGAGGGCAUUCUCCAUCCACUUGAUCUGCAUCAUGCAUAAUUUGGUUCACUUUUAACCCCUCCCUCCCCAAUUUUUCUAAACAAAAAAGCCCAAAUCUUGCCUCAUAGGGGAGCUGCUCCAGCCCCUUGAUUGUUUUGGUUGCCCUUUUCUGUACCUUUUUCAGCUUGACAGUGUCCCUUUUUGAGGAGGGAGAAACUCGCAUGGACAUUGCAGACACGUAAGAGAUAUUCCACAGCAGCAAACUUCUCUAGGUGUUUGAAAAUGAAAGAAAAUGGUAUGCUAGCUGCAGCCUCUGAAGUAAACCAAAGUUAUUCAGAAAUGUAAUUCGGUUUUUCAACAACUUCUACUCCCAAACUUUCUAUAGGGGCAGCCAUAGGAAAUGUGGCCUUCGAUCACCUUCCUGCUGUCAACAAAAGCAGUUUCUCAGAUCAGAGCUUUUUCCCUUAACAUUUUUGUGUUUGCUCUUUAUUCAUUCAAACACUGCGAUUUUGAUGGGACUCCCUUAUACAGUGCUUUUCUAGACUUUUAUCGUUCUUUUUCCCCUCCGCAGGGUGUUCCUGUAAUGGCAAUAAGAAACAAAAUGAUUUCUGAAGGAUUGAACCCGGAUCUUCUUGAGUAAGUGACAACUACUUGCAUAUUAUGUGUGCAGAGACAGGACAGAGUUGGCUCUUGCAAUGGGGGAUAGAAUUGUGUAUCUUGGUCAUUUGGAAGCUUCAGAAAAAAUCUAAUUUGAAAUAAACUUGCAAGGCUGAACAAGCUACACCCAAAACAUCGUGCAAAGGAGAUUGUUCCAUCAGUGCAAGCACUUCUGCUUUCCUGACGGAACAAUCUUCUGAAUUCCCCCUUAAUUCUUUCCCAAUCAGGUUUUAGUUAAGGUUAUCCCCACCCCCUAAGUAGCAGGAUUACCUCCCCCACUGAACACUUUUAAUGGCUUGAGGAUAUUAUCUUACUUUUUUCUAGACAGUAGCCACAGUUAAGCAAGGCUGGGUUUUUUCCACUGUUGGUGAUGGAACAGCUUAUACAUGCAGGUCCACCUCUUUAUUGCCAGCAUUUUAAAGGAGAAUAGAUAAAAUUGUAGAGAUUUGUUUUACUAUCAACAGAGAUAAAAAAGAAUUGGCUCACUUAUUUGGGAUUGAAACCCAACAGAAGCUUCAGUUCCUUGUCAACAGAAGAGCUACAGGUAGCCUGAUCCCAAAAUUUAACUGUGCCACCUAUAAUAAAAGCGAAGGAUGAGGCAUACCUAUUGAUUUUCAUAACCCAUGGUGUUCAAGAAAGAUUCUCUGGUGCAUAUGUUCUGGAUUCCUAAAUCAAUGUUCUCAGACAUAAUGAAACGGUAUAACCCCAUCUUAGAACAUACCCACAAUCCUAGGAUUCUGACUUCUGAAUACAUAUCCUGACCAGCCCCUAAGCUGCCCACACUUCUUCCUGGCUCCCCACAUCAGUAAUGUUACAGGGGCCAUGGCAAGCUCUAAUAGGACUCUGUAUCCCUUUCACUAACACCAGUAGGGCUAGGACCUGUCCUUGAGAGAGUGUCUUGGACCUUUACAAUUGAUAGGUCUAUUACCAUUGCAUGUGCAGAUAACCCUACAGGCUGAGAAGUGUUGUCCUGCAUGAUGUACUAAUAACUACAGCAACAGUACUUGGCCUUUAUGUUGUGCUUUUGGGGUGUUCAAAGAGCUUUGCAUCUACUGUCAGUCAUCUUUAGAGCAACCCUAUAAAGUCGGCCAAUAUUAUCACGCCACUGCAACAGAACAGCAGCUGAAAGCUACCUCAGUGAGCUAAGCGAGAUUUGAAUGGGACAUCCCCACCUCACUUCUAAGGUUUUCUGGAUUUUGCAUCCAAAGAGGGAUCUCUGAAAUUAUACCCCCUUCCUAUGGGAAACUAGUCUGCUGCAGUACAAACACCUCCUGCUUACCUAGGAACUUCUCAGUCGACUUCAUAUAGGUAAUUAUGUAGGCACUGCCUAUGAAAGCCCAUGCUACAGUAAACCUCUGAAGUCUGUAAGGUUAGGAAGCAUGUUUUGCUGCUGCAUAACAACACAACUGCUCUUCUGAAAGUAGCUGCAGCAUUGACACUUAACAUGUCUUCUAGCGUUGCACAUGAUCAUAGAAUCAUAGAGUUGGGAGGGACCCCCCCCCCGAGGGUCAUCUAGUCCAACCCACUAAGUUGUGGCUUCUUAUCUUUCCCUUGCAGGACACCAGAUGCUGCAGUGCCUACCUGGGGAGGGGAGGCAAAUGCAGAAGACAGUUCUGACAGUGAAUCCUCAUUUAGUGACUGACCUCGCUGAUCCAGGUGCAUUUUUCCUUAAGAGCCCUCUUCGCAAGUGCUUGUGUACAAAACUUAAAUCUGAAAGAUUUCCUGAUAGCUUGAGCCAUAGAAAGUAUUCUUCUUUAAAGGAAUUGCUACUUUGCACUGGGGUCUUUGCAUCGUCUUCCUCAGAGUUUUGAAUGAAGGCCCAGUCUGUCCUGAAGGGACUGACAAGAUGUGCUGUUACUUACGACAUGAUGGCCCUGAUCUAUUGUUCCAAUGAAGCUCAGGGCAAACUUGGGGCAGGUGGGAGAGUAAGUAGACCAUGCAAGCACGGCAGGUGGGAACAAGUGUACCAGCUCUGUCACUUUCACCCUCCACAAGUUCUGCGGGUGACCAACUCUAGCGGGGAGCCUCCUGCAUUUGUGGAUUUGUGUACAUUCCCUGUGCCACGUAGAACCCUGAUCUUCCUACACUGCAAGGAGAUGGGUGCCCUCUUAUUCAUGGAGGGGGAUCGGGACAGAGAGCAGAGCUAGCGUGCUCAUUCUUGCUCUCUCCAUUGGCUUUUCUGCUUAUUUGUGAGUAAGGCACCCGAGAACAGCUUUGCAUUUCUGAUGAAGCCAAGGUGUUUCUUUGGACAAUACUUACAGCCUUUUAAAUUACCUCUUUAUGACUGGAUUCCACUACCCCUCCCUUCCUGGCAACUGUCUAUAUUCAGAAUGCUGCUAAUGCUGUUUCCUACACUGCUUUUCUUUUUAAUCCUCCAGUAUCGAAUGAGAAUUGAAAGCACCAAUUGCUUGCUGCAAAUAUUAUAUUUGUCCCAGUGGUCUAAGAGCUGUGGGUACGAAGGGCAGUGACAGAAAGACUGAGGGUGGAAGAUGGUGGCUCUUUCCACGAGCAUCUCAUACAAAUCACACAGCAUUGCUGCUACACCCCACCAAUUUUUUUUUCCAGUGGAGAUCCCAUACUAGGUGCGUGCAAAUCUUAAGGUAGCUCAGCGGCAAAUUUUUUGCGUAUUGUAUCACUGCCAUUGUAGUCAGCAAGCGACUUCUGUGGGUUAUAUCUUGUUUAGAAUGUCACUCGUAAUUAUAAUAGAAAUAAAGAAAUAAAGGUCCAUGUUACUUAGGAGAGUAGAGCUUUAAAUUCUGAUGGGUAAGAAAGUUAUUUUAAUGCAAUAGCAAAGACUUCCAUGGCUUACAAUUUUGAAAGAUAGAUACAACUAGCAAGGAGAUUAUCUUGUUUUCAAAAGUUUAUUCAGGAAAGCAACACUCACAGAAACUGAGACCUACCAUUUAUUUCAAAGCAUGAGUUGCCUUAUAGAGGGAUCUGAUUAAAAAGAAGGGGCAGCCCUGUCUUAAAUGAAAAAAAGCCUUUUAAGAUCAAAAUGCAAUAGUACGUUACAAGACUGCAUAAACUUUCAGAGGUCUUUUUUUGUGCAAGAUUGGCUUGCCUCACUGCCUGGUGAAUUUCACUAGUGAUGUUAAGAACCACUUCACUUUAUGGAUUUAGAGCAUUUCUUAAGUGUGCACACAGUGUACACUAAAAUACUCAAAAAAGAACGCUAAUGCCCUUCCACCCCAUAUAUGCAUAGCAGUUGUCCGUGACUUUCCAAUGUGGCGUAGAGAGGUGUAAACUGGCCCUCAGCUUUUGUCCUUCACCUUUUCUCCCAUCCCACCAGUGUUUUCUCACACUACCAUUCUGAAUUUGCUGCACAUGUGCUAGCGCCGUUGUGCUUUCAGCAAAUGCCAGGAUAGCCAUUUAUGCAUCAAAAUCAGAUCUGAGUAUGAGCCAAGAAAGGCCGGGGAUGCACACGCCUCUUGGUUAGGAGAGUUCCGGCUGCAGGCGUGAAGCAGAAUCUCAUGCAAUUCUUCUGAUUGGAACAAGACAUUCCGGGACAUUUGUUUUUUCCAAAAAUAUUUCGGAAUAGAUCAAGACAUUUUGUUUCAAGCAACAAAUCUAAGAUGUAACCUUUGUCUAGGUCUUCAUUAAUCUGGUCUUCAGCAAAAUGCAACUAGUAUUAACAGUGUCUGCUUUGUCAGCCAUAAAUAAUCAAUCAAGUACUAUUUACCAUGCUGCCUAAUAACACAUAUUGUAUACUACAACACUCAGAAGUGGAUUCUGUAUAUUUGAAAAACAUGCAUCUAUAAUUAAAAUUAUGUUUUGUAAGCAAAUGUUUGAUUCUUUGUGCAACGUGUAGAUAAAAUUGCAUGUUUUGAUGCAGCCUUAUUAAUUUUUAUUGUCACUAAAGUGCACUGCAAGAACAUUUGAAACUAUCCUUCCCCAGAAGUCAAGGGAGGUAAGAGUCCGAGAAAACAAGAUUGCUUAGCAGCAGAGAGAUUUCUUACAUCUGCAGGCAGACAGCAUUUGAAACCGUGCAGUGGAGUCUAGAAAUACUAUUUUUCUGCACUAAUUAGUUAUAAAUGCAGUCAGGUAUUGUUUAUGUCAGUUUUCAGCUGGAGAACAUUGGUGGUUGAUUUCAGAAAUUCUCAAACUUUAAAGGAAAAGGUGGCUUCACUGUAUGUGGAUUAAUGAUGCAAUGUAAGUUUAAUUCCCUCCAAUGUUUUUUGUAAGUAUUACUGUUAAUGCAAAACACAAAAAGCCUGUAGCUAUUAUUUAGAAACACAACAAAAACAGAAUAAAGCAACCUGAGUGAUUCCAGUAUUUUAACAAAUAAUAUCAUUUGAUACAGUUUGACCUAUUUUAGGAAGAUGCAGAUUAUACGUCUCUCAUCAAGUGAGGAAGAAGUUGCACCGUUUUAACAAUAUAAAUCAGUUUGCCAGUUUAGUUCAAACCAUGGUUUGCUGUAAUGUUUGUUUGAAUUAAAUCAAAAUUAAGCACUUAUAUCACAAUAUUCGAUGUAGAUGUAUAUGCCAAGAAUAUGUAUAUGCAUGUAUACACUGAAUAUUAGUAAAAAUACUUCUA
Messenger RNA from Podarcis lilfordi (Lilford's wall lizard), 20275 nucleotides. Lineage: Eukaryota; Metazoa; Chordata; Lepidosauria; Squamata; Lacertidae. The record is from the annotation of a GenBank genome assembly.